This is a messenger RNA of Eptesicus fuscus (big brown bat), 3664 nucleotides long. It is a transcript of the gene PPHLN1, whose product is annotated as periphilin 1. The coding region runs from base 343 to 1506 and encodes 387 amino acids. Gene Ontology annotation, cellular component: nucleoplasm. The transcript is spliced from 10 exons. Lineage: Eukaryota; Metazoa; Chordata; Mammalia; Chiroptera; Vespertilionidae. Gene Ontology annotation, biological process: negative regulation of DNA-templated transcription; negative regulation of gene expression, epigenetic; protein localization to heterochromatin. The record is from RefSeq and is a predicted model, not a curated record.
CUGCUUUUUUUUUUUUUUUUCCUAAGAGGAUAUAUACAGGCCCAUCAUUCCUACAGAAAAAUCAGAAAAUAAUACAAGGUAGUUUAUACUAAACUUCUACCCACCAGCACACACAGACCAGGCCUCUAACCACUCCAUGGGAGCCUGCGUGGCAGCAGCCUGGAACCCAGAGCCUUUCCUGGAGCCGGCACAAUCCGGACUGAAGCCGAUGUCUUACAGAGAGACCGAAGUGCAAUCCAGCCAGGACGCAGCUGCAUUUUGAGAGGCCUGAAUGCCUCCGCGUCCACCAGGGGACCGCUGGGACUAAUUCUCUUGGCAAACUUGUGGCCAGCCAAAACUACCAUGCUCCACAUCCCCGUUAUCCUUGGUUACCGCCCAAGAUUGGCUCACAGAAGAGAUGAAAUGUGGUCUGAGGGACGACAUGACUAUGAAAGGCUUCCAAGAGAACGAGCACCUCCUCGAAAUCACCCUAGUGAUGGCUACCAUAGAGUAGUUAAUAUUGUGACAAAGAAACCACCACUGCUAGACAGACCGGUUGAAGGAAGCUACAAUAGAUAUUACAGUCAUGUUGAUUACCGAGACUAUGACGAGGGCCGCAGUUUUUCUCAUGAUCGAAGAAGUGGUCCACCUCACAGAGGAGAUGAAUCUAACUAUAAGUGGACAAGAGAUGAUCAUUCUGGAAGUCGUCAGCCUGAAUACAGGGACAUGAGAGAUGGCUUUAGAAGAAAAAGUUUCCAUACUUCCCAUUAUGUGAGGGACCGGUCUCCUCAUAAAAGAGAAACUCCGUUUUUAAGAGAAUCACCUGUUGGCAGAAAGGACUCUCCACACAGCAGAUCUGGCUCCAGUGUCAGUAGUAGAAGCUACUCUCCAGAAAGAAGCAAAACUUACUCUUUCCAUCAGUCUCAACAUAGAAAAUCCGUGCGUGCAGCUGCUUCCUACAAACGGCAGAAUGAAGGAAAGCCAGAAAGAGAUAAAGAGAGACCUGUUCAGUCUUUGAAAACAUCAAGAGACACUUCACCCUCAAGUUCUUCAACAGUUCCUUCAUCAAAGGUGUUAGACAAACCCAGUAAGCUAACUCAAAAGGAACUUGCUGAGGCUGCAAGCAAGUGGGCUGCUGAAAAGCUAGAGAAGGCAGAUGAAAGUAACUUACCUGAAAUUUCUGAGUAUGAGGCAGGAUCCACAGCACCAUUGUUCAUUGACCAGUCAGAAGAACCUGAGUCAAAUGCAGCAGAUGGCAUAGAGUUAUUUGAAGACAGUCAGCUAAACAGCCGCUCCAAAGCAAUAGCAUCAAAAACCAAAGAGAUUGAACAGGUUUACCGACAAGACUGUGAAACUUUUGGGAUGGUUGUGAAAAUGCUGAUUGAAAAAGAUCCUUCAUUAGAAAAGUCCAUACAGUUUGCAUUGAGACAGAAUUUACAUGAAAUAGGUGAGCGGUGUGUGGAAGAACUCAAGCAUUUCAUUGCAGAGUAUGACACCUCUAGUCAAGACUUUGGAGAGCCUUUUUAAAAAUUUACUUGCUCAGGCCAAAAAAAAAAAAAAAGGUACUAGAUAGUCCCCAUCCCCCACUGGAUUGUGUAAAUCCUUAAAAUACGGAUUUUUUUUUUUUUUUUGAUGAAGAGAAAUACUUUAUGAUAGUUGACCACAAUUCCAAUAUCAAAUAAACAUCUAAAAUAGUCUUAAGAUAUUUUAAUUAGAAUUUGUUUUAUCUAUGUGUAGAGCCUUCUAAUUAAUUACUUACCUUUCCCCCCCUCUAAAAUGAUGGGUCAAGUAAUGUUUCAAGUCCUGGAGAACAGCUUUCUGUACUUACUCAUGUGCUAUCGUCUUCCAUAGUAUGUGAUCAUUUGUUUGGUCACACUAGUGUAAUUUUUAGAGAUCAUUCCACUUAAACAUUUAUAAGAUUUUUGCAUUUCAUAGUCAUUGAUACCAUGUGAAAAUGUAAGAAUUCUAAGUUGUGAUCUUAUUGACUUGUUGCUUGCUUAUCUUAGGCUUUGUAAGUUUUAAUAUGUUUAAGUAUAAGAUCCAAAUAAACUGAAUACCUUGGUAUCUUAGAGAAUAUUUGCUUUGAGUAUAAAUUCUCAUUGCGGUAACUAGAGCACUUAAAUCUCUUAAAAGACACCUCACAAUAAAAUCCUGUUUUCUAAGUAAAUGAACCUAAAUUAAUGUGUUCUAUUAAAAUAAUCCUGAAUUGUGUGUGUCUUAGACAACAUCAUAUAUAGGUAAUUUGAGAUUAAAGAUGAGGGCCAUUUUAAAGCUGAAAUUUCUUUUAAAAUUUCUAAUUGAAAGAAAAAAAUUUAGAAUUUGAGGGAGUAGUAGAGCUACAUUUUUUUCCCAUUGGCCCAUAUUCCCUAUCUCAAGAAAGAAGACCGAUAACAUAUCCAUGAUUAAACUAUUUACCAAUUAUGCCUUUGUUAAUCUCUUUGUAUUCUAAAAAAUUCUUUGUUUUGCUGCUUUUCUAAGGGGUUCUUAGCCCUUCAAAAGUGUUCUUGGAGGAAACAAAGCAGAGUAGGUAAUAAGCCUCGAACAAUGACCUUUCACCAAGCAGUCUGUGUAAACCAUCCUUUAUGAGUUAGCCAUCCAAAUAACAGGUUAGUUAGGAAUCUAACUGGGACGAUUAGGAUAUUCCACUCAUUUCCUGAUCACUUCCAGCUGUCCAGUGGCAUUUAGCCAAAAUAUGUAAUUUUGUGGCAUUAGUUAGGAAACCUUAAAAAUUAUGUUUGUUAUUACUACCCAAUAUCAUUAUCCUCCCAUCCUCUUUCCAUUUCCAUUCUUCUCACCUGAAUUCUGGCAUCAUUUUUUAGUGGCCUUUAUUGAUACUAUCUUAACUACCCAGAGUAGAUAAACAUUUUAUUAAAUGUGGACAUAGCAGUAUAAAUAAUUUUAGCAGGUCCUAUAAUAGGUACCUCAAAAAAUGUAUUAUGCCAUUACACAAAUUUAAAAUUGAAUCGAAGGCAACAAUUAUUUUCUUAAGUUUCCUAUAUAAGACCUUGAAUUUUAAUUAUUGCCAUUUAGAUAUUGUACAUAGCCAAGACUCAACCCCACAUAUCAUCUCUGGUAUUCUUUAUUAAUAUGAGCAAUGAUUUUGUUUAUUACAACCACCUUAGAAAGAAUAAAAGUACUGAUUUUGUUUCUCCCCUGUCCCAUGUGUUUCUUCUCCUUCAGUGUUGUAGUUCCAGGAUCCAUUUUCUUUAGUCGAGAUGUCACAAUUUAAUAAAUAAACUUGAGAAAUUACCAUGGAGGCAAAAGAGUUGUUCACUUUUUUAAAAUUCAUUAAAUUAUAGGACUUUUACCCACAAUGCAUUUAAAUGUAGGUUCAACAGAUAACAUUUAAACAUUAAAGCGGUUUAUAAUAAGCUUGCCACCAGCUUUAUUCUGGUAGGUUUGUCAGUGUUAAAUCUCUGUUUUUUUUUUUUUUUUUCUUUAAGCUUUAAAGUCUAAUUUUAGGAUAGAUAAAUUCAGAUGGGUACCAGCGUGUGUAUUUUGCAAAAUGUUCUUCAUUAAAAAAAUUUGUUUGUAAAUUAUCCAUUGUUUUUGAGUAUGUCCAACUGAUGUGAUAAAAUUUUCAUUGUCUUAUAAAGCCUUGGUGAUCAAAAGGGGAAAGCAGAUAUUGUGAAGCUUUUUGUGAAUUUUAAAAGUGCAAAAUAAAGCAACUAGGUUUAAAUAAUUA